AUAAUUAAAGCAAGCCAUUUCGUAACACCAUUAAAAGAAUAAAUGUACCCUAAGCUGGAAGGAUAUUAUUACUUUCGUUUUGAUAUAGUUAAAAGAGAAGAAAGGGCUCUUCCUCACCAACGAGAUCCUAUUCCUUCCUUUUUGUAAGCCCCCACUGCUCACGAGAUCCUCUCCUCCCACCUUCCAUUCCCUAGUCCCUCUUUCCCCAACCUUCUUAACUCCAGUGUUCUUUCCUCUCUCUCUCUCUCUCUCUCUCUCUCUCUCUCUCUCUCUCUCUCUCUCUCUCUGCAAAUACGAGUUCAAAACGAAAGAAAGUGAAGCUUUGCUUCCAGUAAUUUGAUUCUGCUGAGAAUUUUAAUAUCCGAGGAAGCUGAGAUUGGGAUUGGGAAUGGAUCCAGCGGAGCCGGCGGGGAAGACAACCUUUCGGCAAAUCAAGAAGAGCAGGAAGAACUCGGAGGCGGCCGCAGCAGCGGCGGGGAGCUCGUCGGGCGGCGCUGUGCUUCUCUUCUUCCUCCUUGCCAUCCUCUUCGGCGCCUUUAUUUCAACCUUUUGCUGGAUGAACAGCGAGUCCUUUGGAAGCAUCACGGCCACUAUCACCAUGGCUCAGAAUCUCAUCAUACCCCCAACCGCCCCCCACACCCAAACCCCUCCAACCCCAAAGCCCAAAGCAAAGCCCAAAGCAAAGCCACCCGCAAUCCCCUUCACCUGCCCCGCCGGCAACGGGACCGCAACCCGCAUCUGCCCUUCGCCCCCACUCCCACCUCUCCCCGACUCCUCCCUUUCCCCCUCUCCCUCCUGCCCGGACUAUUUCCGGUGGAUCCAUGAAGACCUCCGGCCAUGGAAGUCGACCGGCAUCACCCAAGAAAUGGUCGAAAGAGCCCGAGAAACCGCCCACUUCCGGCUUGUCAUCCUCCACGGCCGUGUCUACAUGGAGCGCUACCGCCGCUCCUUCCAAACCAGGGACGUCUUCACUCUCUGGGGCAUCCUCCAGCUCCUCCGCCGCUACCCGGACCGCAUCCCCGAUCUCGAACUCAUGUUCAACACCCACGACUGGCCCGUCGUCCAGGCCGGCCGGAAUGCGUCGGCGCCGCCACCAUUGUUCCAUUACUGCGCCGAUGACUCCGCGCUCGAUAUCGUCUUCCCCGACUGGACCUUCUGGGGUUGGCCGGAGAUCAAUCUAAAGCCGUGGGAGCUGCUGAAUAGGGAGCUGAAAGAGGGGAAUGAGAGGGUGAGGUGGAUGGAUAGAGAGCCCUACGCCUACUGGAAGGGAAACCCGGCGGUCGCUGCCACCCGGAAGGAUCUUCUUAAAUGCAAUGUAUCUGAAGCUCAUGACUGGAAUGCUCGGAUCUACGCACUGAAUUGGCGCAAAGAGACUCAGAUAGGGUACAAGGAGUCGGACUUGGGCAGUCAAUGCAUUCAUAGGUACAAGAUUUAUAUUGAGGGGGCUGCUUGGUCAGUGAGUGAGAAAUAUAUUCUAGCAUGCAACUCGCUCACACUACUGGUGAAGCCCAGGUACUAUGACUUCUUUACGAGGAGUCUGAUGCCGCUGCAGCACUACUGGCCGGUGCGGAGCGAUGACAAGUGCAGGUCCAUCAAAUUUGCAGUUGAUUGGGGCAAUUCCCACAAGCAAAAGGCACAGGCUAUAGGAAAGGAGGCUAGCAACUUCAUCCAGGAGAAGCUGAAGAUGGAAUAUGUCUAUGAUUACAUGCUCCAUCUGUUAACUGAAUACUCAAAACUCUUGAGAUACAAGCCUACUAGACCUCGCAAAGCCAUUGAGUUGUGCUCCAAGUCCAUGGCUUGCCCUGCAAAGGCCCUUGAGAAGAAGUUCAUGAUGGAGUCCAUGGUGAAGUCUCCUCAUGAUUCAGCCCCCUGCAAGCUCCCUCCACCCUUCAAGCCAGUGGAGCUCAAGAUGUUAGAAAGGAGGAAAGCUGCUGCCAUAAAGCAAGUGGAGAUGUGGGAGCAAAGAGCUUAGGAGAGCUAAGAGAAUAAGCCAAUGCAAUAAAGCAUGUGUUAACCUUGUGCAUAGUCCCAUAUAGGAUGGACCAUUAAAUGUAACAUUUACAGCCGAGGAGCCCAUUUAUAUUCAGUCUACCUAUCUACGUAGAUAAGUAUGGGGUUCCUUCUAUUUUUUGUUUUAAUUUAAUUUAAUUUAUUUCUUUUUUUUGGAUCUCAAGCAUUUUGAUAGCUUCAGCUUCUUGCAAUUUGGUUCUCUAUAAAUUGGUCUAGUGGGCCUUGAGGUUUCA
Messenger RNA from Phoenix dactylifera (date palm), 2243 nucleotides. The record is from RefSeq and is a predicted model, not a curated record. NCBI's taxonomy places the organism in Eukaryota, Viridiplantae, Streptophyta, Magnoliopsida, Arecales, Arecaceae.